Bactrocera oleae (olive fruit fly) is the source of this 1421-nucleotide messenger RNA. Lineage: Eukaryota; Metazoa; Arthropoda; Insecta; Diptera; Tephritidae. The record is from RefSeq and is a predicted model, not a curated record.
AAAUGCUAAAUACCUAAAUAAAUAUUUACACAAAUACAAAGAUCAACCGCAAAGCUAACAUAAGUUCGUUGAAAGGUCGUCGACAACUGCAGUGUCGAUUGCAGUAAAAAAAGUUUAUUUGCGUAGAAUAUUCGGAUCAGCUGUGUGCUGCAUUUGCUGAGUUCGUCUAAUAUUACAUCGAAUAAAACCGCAUACGUUUAACAAAGUGAAAUUGUUUAAAUUAAUCAAAUCAACUGCUACAGCAGCAAAAGCUAAAUAACAAAUCUCAUGCCCCUGCAGCGUCACAAAGCUCUCUGAAUUGCGUUUAAAAUUCCAUGUGAUCUUAAUGCUUGAAUAUAUUAAAGUGUUAAACUGAAAGCUAUUUAGUGUUUAUUUUAACUAUUCUUAUGUGUGGAAAUAAUUACCACACCACGCGUUUUCUCAAAAAAUAUACCAAGUGAAUCUCUAGUAAUAAAUUCAAAGUCUCAAUGGCAUCACCGGCCUGUGAACAUCGCUACAAAGAUUUCAUUUUCAUAAGUUAUUAGAUUUUGUCUUUUUAACCACUUAUAAAAAACAACAACAAAACUCUCAAUACAUAUUGAGAGCCCAGUUACAAGUGAUUUAUAUUGAAACGUGUUUGAAACUCUGCGAUAGACGCAUUUUAAUAUCAAAUUUUAUUUGUGCUAAAAAAAGUAUUUUAGAUAAAAAUACCUAGAUGCAUGACAGCUACAAAUCAAGCUCGUAACAAUAUUUUGUGUACCGAAAUUGAGUGUUAAGCCCACUGUCUCACGAAAUACAUACAUACAUACAUAUACGAAAGCAAGUGAAAAGCAAUAGCAGCGCAAAGUUCUAGCAUACUUUUUGGCUAGAAACAUUAACGCGCCUACAAACACACUAUAAUACGACACACUUCGCGUGCGUAAAACGUUAACGUGAACUUGUCAAUACAUUACAACAACAACACGUAAAAGUUUGCUAAACAACUGCAGCCCACAGUUCGAUUGGGUUCCGUUAUAACAGCAAUUCGCAUCUACAUUAGUGCUAUGCACCAUUCGCGUUCGGUGGCGCAACUAAAACAACAACAACACCGUACUUGGCAGCGCGACUAUCGCGCCUACAUUCGUAUGUGUGCAUACUAUCGGCAUCGUUCCGUAGUAGGCAUAACCGGCGGCGUCGGCGGCGGUACGUACACGCCCACCCACACACCCACCAUACAAACGCAUACGCAGUAUUUUAUGUUGAACAUUCAAAAGCACUUGCUAAAGCGUAUGAACAUUUAUUGGCGCAAUAUAGCGGUAAUUAUUCACAAAGUGAAUACGAUCAAUAAGUUUAAGUUCGACAAGUUUAGCAAGAAGAAAAACUUUCGUAUGCUACACGGUGUAAUGGGUUUACGUGUGACGUCAUCAAUGAUGCGCCAUUGCAUCAUGAUGCUCGGUAAGUAA